UACCGUGCCUAUCCUCGGGUCGACGAUCCCAUAAACCUCUCUACUGUUCAUCCGACUCUUGGAACGCUGCAAGAGCCAGCGACUACUAAAAAAAGAAAACUCGAACGAAGCAGAAACAGCCAUUUCUGAUUCAAAAGAAAAUGUAUUCUGUUCUGAAAUCAAUGGCGACGGCUACCUCUUCCACCCUAAAACACGGGAUCUCUCUCUGGUGCCCUCAAUCCCCAUCUCUGAGACGGAUUCGUCGCCCUUCCAUCGCUUUCACUACCUUCCGCAGGACUUCUUUCGUCGCAUCGUCGGCUGCUUUCGCCAAUGAGAAUCGAGAGUAUGUUAUUGUUGGUGGUGGCAAUGCAGCUGGCUAUGCUGCUCGAACUUUUGUCGAACAUGGAAUGGCUGAUGGGAGGCUGUGUAUUGUGACAAAAGAGGCUGUUGCACCCUACGAGCGCCCAGCUUUGACGAAAGGCUAUUUGUUUCCCUUGGACAAAAAGCCGGCACGCCUGCCUGGCUUCCAUACAUGUGUUGGAACCGGUGGGGAAAGACAGACCCCCGAUUGGUAUAAGGAGCACGGUAUAGAGGUAUUGUAUGGAGAUCCCGUGACAGGCAUUGAUGUCCAAUCACAGACUCUAACUACAUCUUCAGGCAACCAUCUUAAGUAUGGAUCCCUUAUAAUUGCUACAGGAUGUGCAGCUGCAAGAUUUCCAGAGAAAAUUGGAGGAAGCCUGCCCGGUGUACACUAUAUCCGGGAUGUUGCUGAUGCUGAUUCAUUAAUAUCUUCAUUGGAGAGAGCACAGAAGGUGGUUAUCAUUGGUGGUGGCUACAUUGGUAUGGAGGUUGCUGCUGCAACUGUUGGUUGGAAAAUCGAUACAACGAUCAUAUUUCCAGAGGAUCAUCUCAUGCCAAGACUUUUUACUCCUUCCCUAGCUCGGAGGUAUGAAGGGCUCUAUCAAGAGAAUAGUGUCAAAUUCUUGAAGGGUGCUCGUAUCGACAAAAUAGAAGCUGGUUCUGAUGGAAGAGUGGCUGCAGUCAGACUUGCAGAUGGAUCCACUGUAGAAGCAGACAUGGUUAUUGUUGGAAUUGGAGCAAAGCCUGUUGUCGAUCCCUUUGAGGCUGUGGGCUUGAACACGACCGUUGGAGGAUUACAGGUUGAUAGUCUGUUCCGAACAAGUAUACCAGGUAUUUUUGCUGUUGGAGAUGUAGCAGCAUUUCCACUAAAGAUAUAUGACCGGAUUGCUCGUGUUGAACAUGUUGAUCAUGCUCGUAAAUCAGCCCAACAUUGUGUUGGAGCACUACUAACUGCACAUACUCACCCAUACGACUACCUGCCAUACUUCUAUUCAAGGGUUUUUGAGUAUGAAGGGAGUCAAAGGAAAGUCUGGUGGCAGUUUUUCGGAGACAAUGUCGGCGAUACAGUUGAAAUUGGAAAUUUUGAUCCAAAAAUUGCUACUUUCUGGCUGGAUUCAGGUAGGUUGAAAGGAGUUUUCCUUGAAAGCGGCAGUCCUGAGGAAUUUGAACUUCUGCCUAAACUUGCAAGAAGCCAGCCAGCUGUUGACAAAGCCAAGCUUGAAAGUGCAUCCUCUGUGGAGGCUGCUCUCGAAAUCGCUAGAAGCUGCCUCUAGGCAGAAGCCACAGUUUAGUACACAUGUGUUGACGAGAUGGCCAUCCAACUGUGGGAAUCAAAGCUUAUAAUUCAGGGAUUCCCAUUCCCAUGAAAGUAGCUGGUUUCUUAGAAAAUUUAUGUAAAAGCAGUUUUGACUCUUUACCGUUCAUCUAUAUAAAAAUUGCCAUCACCCCUAUGCUAUCCAUAGGUUCUUUUCUAGAACUUAAAACAUGUUCUCUGUUUUUCA
Magnolia sinica is the source of this 1841-nucleotide messenger RNA. Its product is annotated as monodehydroascorbate reductase, chloroplastic/mitochondrial. The transcript has 17 exons. The record is from RefSeq and is a predicted model, not a curated record. NCBI's taxonomy places the organism in Eukaryota, Viridiplantae, Streptophyta, Magnoliopsida, Magnoliales, Magnoliaceae. Gene Ontology annotation, molecular function: oxidoreductase activity, acting on NAD(P)H; flavin adenine dinucleotide binding. The coding region runs from base 141 to 1613 and encodes 490 amino acids. Gene Ontology annotation, cellular component: cytoplasm.